ACAUUUGUUUUUGCUUUCAUUAACAAUUAAUUGUUAUUUCUAAUAAAAAGUUUUUUAGUUACUUAUAUAGAAAUCUGGACUUAAUCAGGAAAUGGCAAACGUAUUGAAUCGAUAUGGACUUACCACCUUGCACAGGUUAAUGAUUAAAAGAUGUUUACGAAGAAGGCAAAAAGUGUCAACAAAAGCUAUAGGAUCGGAUAUCGUUGCGGAAUCGUCUGUAUUGGUUGAUAAAGAUGAUCACAUCACAUUAAUUGGUUUAAAUCGCCCAGACAAUCGAAACUCAAUAAACGCGGAUACGGCUAAGCGUUUAAGUGAGGCAUUGACCGAUUUUGAAAAUGAUAGAACUUCACCCGUAGCUGUAAUUUAUGGAAUAGGAGGUUCAUUUUGUGCUGGACAGGAUCUAACAAUGUUGGAUAGUAAUAGUAACAGUAAAGAGAAUCUUAGUGCACUUUCAACUUAUAAGACAAUACAUAGGCAUUCACAAAAACCUAUCGUAUGUGGCAUCAAUGGCUAUUGCGUUGGAGAUGGCUUAGAACUGGCUAUGUUUUGUGAUCUUCGUGUUAUGGAAAACACCGCAGUUCUAGGAUUUUUUGGACGAUUUACUGGAUAUAGCAUUAGUUGCGGAGGGAUAGCAAGAUUACCAGCCAUGAUCGGGUACUCGCGAUCAUUAGAUUUGGUACUAACUGGCAGACGUGUUAGUGGAAAAGAAGCACUACAAAUGGGAUUAGUAAAUCGUUUGGUAGCAACAGGUACAGCUCUUGGACAGGCGGUUAAUUUGGCAUUUUCCAUUGCGAAGUUUCCUUUAGAAGCAUUACAAAAGGACCGUCAAGCUGUGUACAAAAACUGUUAUGAACGAAGGAAAGGGUUGAGUGCUGCAAUAACAGAAGAAACUACAUCGAUUAAUAACAGCAUUUUGAGUGAAAUAAAGGAGGGUAUAGCCAGAUUAAAAGAAGGAAAAACAGAUUCGUGGCAAGUAAAGCCGAAAGUUAUACCAGCUUGGGAACAAGAGGAAAUUCUACAUGAACAAAAAUUUGCUUCGAAUGAGAAUAUUAUAGAUAUUAAAAGUUGAAUCUUUAUAUCGAAUAUUGCUUUCGGAAGUAUUAAUAUGCCGAUUAAAUAUUAAUAUAUCUCAAAUAAACUAGAGUUCAAUGCAUACAAAUAUAUAGAUUCUAGAAAGAUAA
Zeugodacus cucurbitae (melon fly) is the source of this 1181-nucleotide messenger RNA. Its product is annotated as probable enoyl-CoA hydratase echA8. The record is from RefSeq and is a predicted model, not a curated record. The transcript has 3 exons. Bases 92 to 1069 code for a protein of 325 amino acids. NCBI's taxonomy places the organism in Eukaryota, Metazoa, Arthropoda, Insecta, Diptera, Tephritidae.